This is a messenger RNA of Hippopotamus amphibius kiboko, 984 nucleotides long. RefSeq names its product olfactory receptor 51A4-like. Gene Ontology annotation, cellular component: membrane. Gene Ontology annotation, biological process: G protein-coupled receptor signaling pathway. Bases 1 to 984 code for a protein of 327 amino acids. The record is from RefSeq and is a predicted model, not a curated record. The transcript has 2 exons. Gene Ontology annotation, molecular function: olfactory receptor activity; G protein-coupled receptor activity. NCBI's taxonomy places the organism in Eukaryota, Metazoa, Chordata, Mammalia, Artiodactyla, Hippopotamidae.
AUGACUGCAUUCAGUUAUAGAAAGGCUAUAUCAAGUGUUGCAGUGUCAGUCUUUAACAUUUCUGGAGUGGAAAUCUCGACCUUCUUCCUGAUUGGGAUCCCAGGGAUGGAGCAUUUUCACAUUUGGGUCUCUGUCCCCAUUUGCCUUAUACACCUCAUUGCCAUCCUGGGGAACUGCACCAUCCUCUUUUUCAUAAAAACAGAGACCUCUCUGCAUGAGCCAAUGUAUUAUUUCCUCUCCACGCUGGCCUUUUCUGACCUGGGCCUACCCAUCUCCUCCCUUCCAACCAUGCUGAGAAUCUUCUUGUUCAAUGCCACUGGAAUUUCCCCUGAUGCUUGCUUUGCCCAAGAGCUUUUCAUUCAUGGAUUCUCAGCUAUGGAGUCAUCAGUUCUUUUUAUCAUGUCCAUCGAUCAUUUUAUAAGCAUCUACAACCCUCUGAGAUACACCUCAAUUCUGACCAGUGCUAGAGUCAUUAAAAUUGGCCUUGUAUUUGCAGCAUUAUGCAUUUUGUUUGUCCUCCCUUUCCCAUUUAUUCUAAAGAGUUUGAAAUUCUGUAAGAAAAGCCUUCUAUCCCACUCCUACUGUCUCCACCAGGAUGUCAUGAAGCUGGCCUGUUCUGACAACAGGGUCAGUAACAUCUAUGGAUUGUUUGUAGCUCUUGCUUCUUUAUUGUACUUGUUGUGCAUUUCUGUCUCUUACAUGCUGAUCCUGAAAAUUGUUCUGGGCAUCACCUCACACAAGGACUGCCUCAAGGUCCUCAACACUUGCAUCUCCUACAUCUGUGCUGUGCUCAUCUUCUACGUGCCUAUUGUCAUCUUGGCUGCCCUUCACUGCUUUGCCAAAAAUGUUUCUCCAGUAAUUAGGGUCAUCAUAGCUGAUAUAUUCCUUCUGGUUCCCCCUCUAAUGAAUCCCAUUGUGUACUCCGUGAAGAGUCAGCAGAUUAGAAAUUGGAUCCUGGCGAAAUUAUGUGGGAAACGAAGUUGA